UUCAAUUUAUUCUAUAAAUUCUGAAAUUGUUAUUGUGAUUCAUAAUAUAACUCAAUGAAUCGUAAUUAUAUUUUUUUUUUUUUAAUAUUUAGAUGAGUCACUAGAUUGAAUAUAUUGAAUUUGACUAAAACAUUAAUAAGUUUAACAUUUUAUUGGAACUAUAGCCGCCACAUUAUGACUGAACCAGUUAUGAACGAUGAGCUUAUUCUUUUGGAAAGAGUAUUCUAUCGGAUUGGUUCGGCUGACACUGACGACCAGUUAUCGUCCUGUAUCAAUAAUUUUUUGGUUCCCGUACUACAAAAGCUGGCUUCGCCUCAUGAAGCUGUCAAAAACAAAGUGGUCGAGUUAUUGACGCAUAUCACAAGAGUUAUAAAACGCAGCCAAAGUAUUGCUCUACCAGUUGACCAAUUAGUUACUCUAUUGAAUUCCACUACUAACAGCUUUGUUUUGAAUUUUACUGUGGUCUUUGUGAAGAUCAGUUUUGGCCGCAUUGACAGUAACAAGCAGAUCGAAUUGAUUCCAAUUUUAAUUAGUUCUGUUGCUAAAAAAAGUAUUGCACAUCAAGAAAGCAUUUUUCUUCUUAUAAUCGGAGCUUUAAAUAAAUCUAAUGUGCAAACAGCGAGUAAAGGCGUAUCAGUCGUUCAGAACUAUCCACAGUUGAUAACAAUAAUCUUAGAUUUAAUGUUGGACGUAUUACUGUUGCCUUAUAAAUGGAGCGGGUCCGAUGAAGUCGCGUUGGCCGGAUUCAAUACUCAUUCUCUAAAACGUUUGAAGCUUAAUAUACCUUUGGUGUUUACGGACGCAGAUUAUCACGAACAAGUGAAACUAGGAAUUUUGGGAUUGAUAUCGGCUAGUAUAUUUGAAUCGCAACAAGUGUUGGUUCAUUCGAUAGUCGGCGCUGCCGACACGCGCUACAUGGUCGCCAAUUCUGGUGAAAACGAAUUGAGAAAAAUUACUUGCGAAAUCGAUUGGUCUAAACCGUCCACUAUGAUGCCGUUGUACACUUUAUUCAUUGGAACUAGCCCAAACAAACAAGAAAUUCCGAAACAAAAAGAACCCGCCUGUGUGCGUAUUAGGCUUAAAAUAUUACCUUGUCUGUGUUUGAGCAAAGGCGAAGACUCCGUGAUAUGGCCACAGUGCAUGCAGAUAAUAUUUGAUUGUUGGAAUGGUAAAAAUACCAACCAAAGACUAAAAAGUCUGGCUCUGCAAUACGCUCAAGUAAUUAUUCGCCAGAAAUCGGCAAAAACCUUACUUCAGGCCACGCCGAUACUUUUGAAAUCGGGAUUACUAAAGUUGUUGGAAUCGACCGAUUUGGAUUUAAACGCAAAGCAAAUGAUUUAUACUUUAAUCGGAAUGCUAAUAUCCAAAGUGCCCAACUCGGUCAAAGACGAUUUAGGUCAACUUCAGUCGUUUUUCGAAGCACUAGUAAAGGAAACUUCUAACGACCUAAAAGGAUCGAUUAGAUCGUGUCUGAUAUCGAUGUGUAGCGCUUACAAAGACUGCAGUAUACUGCCGAGCAUAUUGGAUAUGAUUGCGUACUACUGUAAAAUGUCUGACGGUCUUUUGAAACAAGUCACCACACAUUAUUUAUCAAACUUGUUUCCCGCCGAUGAUGCUCGAUCGAGAUUGUUACUGAUUCAGUCGCACACAGCUUCGACCGGCGAUUCAGAUUUGAAAAAGAUUUUGUACAAUGUUGACGAAGCGGGUAAUCUAGUCGGCCUCAACGAAGACGCUUUGGUUUUACCUAGAUUUCCGGAUAUGGUAAUGACUGUAGUGAACAGUAAUGAGAAAUUCGACUCGGCUAUUCUCACGGAAGUUGCCGAAUAUCUUAGCCACUGCCUUACUUUUAGCGCCGGUCUACCGGUCACUUAUAACACGUUACACCAUCCUUCAAAACACACUCCCGAUAUUUGCAAAUAUUUAUUAACCGUUUAUCAGUCUGAAGCUCGAGUUAUCGAUAAUUAUUUCAAACUAAUGCUGCAACUGAUACAAGUCAAACCGAGCGUUAUACCGAUGAAUAACCUGUUGGUGUGUGUGGCCGCUUUGCCAAAUCCGUUAGCCAAUCGAUGCAUCAAAGACUUAAACACAAUUCAGAAAUUAUUCGUGUCGAGCAACGAAGACAUGCGUCAACUGAGUGGAAUAUUGUACGGUAUUAUAUUAUCGGCUUUGGACGAAACAAUAGCGAGCAAGCGUGUAGACGAAUUACUAUCGGUCGUUGUGGAUAAAAGCAGGAGUAAUAAAUCUUUGGAGAUCCACGCAUCUUUGUUUGCGUUAUCAUCACUCCAGGAGUUCAUAUUCUUUAACAAUAAAAACACACCAUCGUUGAUUAGUCAAGACGUAUUUGCAGCAAUAAUGUCAAUGCUUGACGAUCAAAGUCCUUUGCUCGUCGGUGCUGCUUGCGACGUAAUUGGCCUAAUAGCGAGACUUACACCCAUUCCGUUAGACGACUCCAACAAGACGACGUUGGUUAAAAAACUGUUGAAAAUUUCGUUUAAUUCGACUGUUCUAUCAAAAGUCAGAAACAAGGCGAUCAAAUGUACCGGAUUGAUUUGCGUCGGAGAAAAUUCAGACCGUAGUAAAAUCGUUGUAAAAGAAUAUUUAGAAAAUACAAAACACACAAAAGAUAUUGAAAUUCAUUUGUCCAUCGGUGAUAGUAUAUCUUGCGCCAUACUCGGUCCUUGUUCGAAAAUGUCUCGAAACUUUUGGACCUGUACUGAACGAGAAUAUCAGAGUACCGUGCCGAUUAACAGCGCCGUAGAGGAAUGCGAUAAAUUGUCGGAUUUUUUCUUAAACAGUAUACUGGAAAAAGCCGAAUCCGAAGAACAUCCGAAUUCAAGACAAGCGUGUUGUGUUUGGAUAUUUAGCGUUCUGAACGAAUGCCAUACACUGCCGUCCGUUAAUAAAAAACUAGCUCGCAUCCAAACAGCGUAUGUCGCUCUUCUCGCCGAAAAAAAUAGUUACAUACAAGACUUGGCGUCCAAAGCUUUAAUACAAAUAUACGAACACGAAAGUGAAGAUCGUAAAGAUCAAAUUUUGAAAUUGCUCGUAAAACAAUUAUCCGAGUACAUGGUUGACGGCAAAAAAGGCAAAGACGGCUCUGGGGGAAUUUUAUCGACAUACAAAGAGCUGUGUUCGCUGGUCACCGAUCUGAACAGACCUAAAUUGUUGUAUAAGUUUAUACAAUUGGCUAACUACAACAAAAAAAAGGAAUCAAAAUCAAAACUGGAAAUCGACGAACAACUCAACGACCAGUUACCGUUUAUUAUACCGAGACUGUACCGCUAUCAGUACGACCCGACGCCAAUCGUACAGACUUCUAUGAGCGCAAUAUGGAGCUAUUUAGUGUUGGACACUCGUGCCAUUGUUGAUAAAUACUACAAAGAGAUUUACACAGAUCUGGUGAAAAAUUUAACGUGUCCAAAUUGGAAAGUACGUAUUUCGGUUUGCCAGGCUAUACCGUCGUUUUUGCAAUACAGCGGCGACAAAAUAUUUGGGAACUGUUUGGAUUUAACGAUAGAAGCUUGGAAAGAGUUGAUCAGGGUAAUGGAUGAUAUUCACGAAGGCACCAGAAAGGCUGCUACUUCUACGGCAAAAACACUGUCUAAGUUGUGUGUGAACGAAUGCACAACCAAUACGCAGCUUUUACGACUACUUUUGCCGAUCAUUUUAGAAAAGGGUUUAUACCAUACAGAAUCGAGUAUAAGGGCUGUGAGCAUGGAUAUGAUAUCGCAGUUGAUUGUCAAUUGUGGCGACAAAUUGAAAGACGACCUGGCCAAGUUAAUAAUUGCGCUUUUGAGAGGUGCCGACAAAGUAGAAACGGCAGCCAUGAGCAUGUUGAGCGUUAUGUCGGGUGCCAAUCCCGACACACAAGAACUGAUCGAUUCGCACCGUGCCGCGUCUGCUAGAACACUGAGUUCAAGCGACGUUUUAUCAAAGAGCUUAUUGUACAUCGACGACAAUGUAUUUCAAGAAUUAGUACCGCUUCUUCAAGAGCUUUUGACCGCAAACAUUGGGCUUCCCACCAAAGUGGCUACGUCUCAUUUUAUCAACUUGCUAAUCACACAGAAACAACAUCAGCUGAACAACAAGCUUUUGGACAGAAUCCUAAAAUCUUUAAUGAAAGGCAUCACCGAUCGUAACGCUACGAUACGUAAAAGUUAUGCGUCCACCAUAGCCGUGAUCACUACAGUGGCCAAAGAAAGUUCUGUCAAUAAACUCGUCCAAUCUUUGAAAGAUGUGUACAUGUCUAACGAAGAUGAAAGUAUACGAUAUACUGUGGGAUGUGCAUUGAAAGGAAUAAGUCAAUGUGAGAAGCCGGAUUUGUACUUGCCGAAUAUUAUACCGUUGAUAUUUUUCGCCAUGCAUACCAAACAAGUUGAAACCGAGGCGACGAGCGUCGACAAAAGUUCAAAUGAAAUUUGGAAGGAACUUUGGGAAGACAACGUGCACAACACCGAAAGCGUUUUGUCUCGCCACUUGGAUUCGUUAUACGAGUUUUUAGGCGAUGCCAUUAAAUCAUCGUCUUGGGCAAUGAAAUCACAAGCUGCGAGGUCUAUUGGCGAUGCCGCCGAUAAACUGGGUCGCAGUUUAAGCGAAGAGCAUCGCAACAAGUUUAUAGAGACCAUUAAAACCGGAUUGCAAGGUCGCACUUGGGACGGUAAAGAAUAUUUGCUCGAAGCUUUGUUGCAACUGAAUUUGAGUUCAAGUAACUUGGCGGAAACUCAUAAAAGCGAAGAAAUUGUGGAGUUGGUUUUCAACGAAUGCAAAAAAGAAAAAAUCAGUUACAGAAUGGUCGCGUUGAAAACUCUCGGAGAACUGUUGGAAAAACUGAAGAUUGACCGUUUUGCUCAAACGUAUCAGUUGGUCAUGCACGUCAUUCAAAAUAGUGCAGAUGAUUCCGAUAUUGAAGAUAAAUCACAAAACUUAAAACUGAAAGAAGAAUUGUUUUUAUUAGUAGGAAAAGCAUGGCCCUACACGUUGGCAACACAAGUCGAGUUUGGAGAAACUGUUGUCGUUCAGUGUGCGGAUCACUUGAAAAACAAUACACGUCCAUUGCAGCUGGCCAUCAUGGGAACGCUGUUGAAAGUUGUCGAACGGUUGGCUUUCGUUCAGCUGCACGCAAGUCACAAACAACAACUGAAAUACAUUCUCAGUCACGUUAGACGAACGUUACAUUUUGCUUUCGGUAUUCCAAAAAAUAUUAGUCUAAGAAAACUGUCAUUGGAAGUUUACAUUAUGGUGAUGACAAACUUAAAAAGUUUAAAAGCGGCCGAAGAACUGGAUUCGUUCUUGGGACUUUACAACGAGUUUUCGACAAACUUCAUCGCCGACGAUUCGCCGGAAGUGAAACUUCUCUUACAGACCGUUAAAGAAUCAAUGGGCUAGAUAGAAGAGGAGGCGAGGCAAUCUUUUUUUUGUGUGUGUAAUCGCCUUAUCGCUGCGCCGACCUUUGACACACGGCUCGUUUGUAUAUACAUAUAUAUAUAAAUGUGUUUUCUUUAUGUUUAACAUUUUGUUCAAUAAAAAAACUAUUUUAACAACACCA
Messenger RNA from Adelges cooleyi (spruce gall adelgid), 5545 nucleotides. Its product is annotated as proteasome adapter and scaffold protein ECM29. Bases 175 to 5385 code for a protein of 1736 amino acids. Lineage: Eukaryota; Metazoa; Arthropoda; Insecta; Hemiptera; Adelgidae. Gene Ontology annotation, cellular component: nucleus; cytoplasm. Gene Ontology annotation, molecular function: molecular adaptor activity. Gene Ontology annotation, biological process: proteasome assembly. The transcript has 34 exons. The record is from RefSeq and is a predicted model, not a curated record.